This is a messenger RNA of Paramuricea clavata, 239 nucleotides long. NCBI's taxonomy places the organism in Eukaryota, Metazoa, Cnidaria, Anthozoa, Malacalcyonacea, Plexauridae. The record is from the annotation of a GenBank genome assembly.
CGUGGUUGAAGUUCCACCAAGCAAUGUUGGUCGCCCUCUGCCACCACCACCAGUAUCUAAAACAGAACCAUCGUCAUCACGUGCGCGGCCAUUGCCUACUGCACCUGAUGCAGUAAAUACUAAAGGCAAACAAGAAGUCGAUCUUGAAACUCAAGAUACUGAUAAACAACAGCAAACAUCGUCUGACCAGAACAAACCAUCUGCUCCUAUUAAAGCAUGGGAAGAGGGUUCACAAUCAA